Molecule: messenger RNA, 1101 nt
Organism: Necator americanus (New World hookworm)
Lineage: Eukaryota; Metazoa; Nematoda; Chromadorea; Rhabditida; Ancylostomatidae
Exons: 5
Coding region: 1-1101 (366 amino acids)
Biological process (GO): positive regulation of DNA-templated transcription; regulation of transcription by RNA polymerase II; cell fate specification
Cellular component (GO): nucleus
Molecular function (GO): DNA-binding transcription factor activity, RNA polymerase II-specific; RNA polymerase II cis-regulatory region sequence-specific DNA binding
Source: RefSeq, a predicted model, not a curated record
AUGGCGUUCAACCCGUUCCUGAGUCGUCCCGAUCUGGCCCUUCUGCCCUUUAUGGGCCAUAUACCCUCCUUGCCAGGGACACCAGGCUUCUUCCCCCGUCUGCCCCCAGAUAUGGCGGAGAUGCGUGGCGCACGCGUCGAUGAUGACGGCAUUCAAGAUGAUCCACAAGUGGAACUCGAUGACAAGGAGCUCUGGAAUUCAUUCAAUUCAUGCGGCACUGAAAUGGUGAUAACCAAAAGUGGGAGAAGGAUAUUCCCCGCUUUCCGUGUGAAAGUGAGCGGUCUGGACAAGAAAAGCAAGUAUAUAUUUCUGAUGGAUUUAGUGCCUGCUGAUGAAUGCCGUUAUAAGUUCAACAACAGUCGAUGGAUGGUAGCAGGAAAAGCAGAUCCUGAGAUGCCUAAGAGGAUGUAUAUUCACCCUGAUUCGCCUGCCACUGGUGAGCAUUGGAUGGCUAAAGGGGCAAACUUUCACAAACUAAAACUGACUAACAAUAUAUCGGACAAACAAGGCUAUACCAUCUUGAACUCGAUGCACAAGUAUCAGCCUCGUCUGCACAUCGUGCGGUGCGCGGAGAUCAUGAACUUGCCCUACUCAACGUUCCGAACGUUCGUUUUCAAGGAAACCGAGUUCAUUGCCGUUACCGCCUAUCAAAACGAAAAGGUGACUCAACUAAAGAUCGACCACAACCCAUUUGCCAAAGGCUUUCGAGAUGCUGGAGCUGGAAAAAGGGAAAAGAAGCGACUACUCCAAACGCAAACCCGCGAGCAACAGUCGCCACGAUCUUCUUCAGCUCACCCUUCCGAAGACGCGUCCGAAGAUGAUGAUCCUGCGCCGAAAAAGGCUCGUGAGGACCCUCCUAUGCCAUCUCCUCCUGUUCCACCAGCUGCUGCUGCCCCUGUAUGUCCGCCUCGAUUGCCUCCGCAAAUGUUUCCUUUCGCGUUCCCAUCCGAGAUGUUCUAUCCUACUCCUGAUAUGAUAUCUCAGUGGCAGACAGCUCUACUUCGGCCUCCCUUAAUGCCAACCGCUAUUAGCUCUGCCGCAGUGCCUGCUGCACCGCGAAAGGGUGGAUUCGAUGUGUCUGAUCUCUUGUCAAAGCCAUGA